UAGUGUUUAAUCAUUUCAAAACAAUUAAAAUUACGUGCUAUUAUAAGAUAAAAAUGACUACAAAUAUUUGUAGAGUUUGUUUAAGUCAUGAUUAUUUAGUGAAUAUAUUCAAAAAAUCAGAAUUCCUUUCUAUAUCUGCUAAAUUAAUGUCUGUAGCAAAAGUGCAUAUAGCACCAGGAGAUGGCCUUCCAGAAACAGUAUGUUCAAAAUGUGUUCAGAAACUGGAUGACAGCAUAGAAUUUAUAGACCUGUGUGAAUCCUCUGAUAUGAAACUGAGAUCCUUACUAGAAAAUAAGAGCACAGAUGCUAAAUUAUUGAUAGGAAAUAUAAGAAUUAAUCCAGAUAGUAAUAACUAUAUUACUGAAAAUGACGGUUCUUUGUCACCUAAGAGUGAGGCAGAGAAAUUAUUUAUAGAUGAAAGUAUAGAUCACAGUUUGAUAGACCAAACAAAUUUAAAUGAAGAGUUUCUGGAUAAUGAAAUAGUUUUGAAAACAAAAAUAGAACAUGAUAUUCCAAGAACAGAAAAAAAGAAGUCUCGUAAACAACAAUGUUUUACUUGUGGUAAAGUUAUGUCUUCUAGGUUUCGUCUCAAGACUCAUAUGCAGACUCACACAGGGGAACGCCCCUACACCUGCCCUCAUUGUAAUAAGAACUUCUCUCUUGCACAGAACUUAAAAGUGCAUUUGCGAGUGCAUACAGGAGAAAAACCGCUACUUUGUCCUAUAUGUGGAGAUGCGUUUGCUCAGUCUGCUGGAUUAGCCGCACACAAGCGGAAACACUCUGGAAUAUUACCCUAUGUGUGCAAACUGUGUCCCCGCUCAUUCCGUACCAUUGGACACCUUCAGUACCAUACACGGCGACAUACAGGCGAGAAGAAUUUCGAGUGUGAUACGUGUGGCCGUGCGUUUAUUACGCGCAGUGAUUUAAAACGACACCUCCUGACACACACGGGGGCCCGUCCUCACGUGUGUAGUACCUGUGGAAUACGACUCAGGCGCAAUGCCGAUCUAAAGAGGCACAUGCAACUAACACAUAACAAAAGCGUCUACACAUGUGCUCAUUGCCCAGCAGACUUCUUGAAGAAAAGUGAACUAGAAAAGCAUGUCAAAACUCAUGCAAACUAAAGUUUUUCUGUCACAUUCCUUUAUUUAUUUAUUUUGUUUUUGAUUUUGAUACUUUGUAUGAGGCUCCAUUGCUCUGUAUAGAGCUGCACCUCAGAUACAAACAUGAUGAUUAUCCGUUGAAGCAGCGCGUGACUCACCCUCCUGCUUCGUCUCUUGUCCGUCAAUCCGUUGAUACGUCGCGCUAGACGACACAAUGCGCUAAUGGGGCAAGUAUAAAUAAUAUAUGAUAUAAGACGCUGAGCCGAUCCUUCUCUCCACCUCUUACUGGGCUACCUCUGGUAGACAGGACCGGGGCUAUACUAGAUACUUUUUGUUUUUAAGUUUUUUAUUUAUUGUGGCUAAGUAUUAACUAUUUGUAUUGUGUGAUUGUGUUAGUUAUCUAUUUAGGACUGAAGUAGGGACAAUCAGAUUCUCGGAAUAUUUGCUAAGUAUUCCUAGAAUCUUUCAUUUUAUUGUCUCAUGGAAUACUAAAAACAAAUAAAUGUUUUAUGGCUUACGUAACCAUGUAUUUGAUGAGAUAACUUAAUUGCUUCUCAAGCUAUGCUUGGGUUCAUAAUUUGUUAGUGUUGCACAACAAACUUGCUUGCGGGAGCUACUUUGCUACUUUUGAUUAGGCCCGUAUUCAUAGGUUUAGUUCUACUUAAUUCUAAGUUGUAAACAUUUAAGCAUUUAUUUUUCAUUGAGUAAUGUAAUUUGAAGCUUAUAUCAUGACUAAGUCGAGAUAAUAUCCUGAAAAAUAUUUAUAAGUACUGAAAAUACUUUUUGUGAUAUGUUAUGGCAACUAAUAAAUUAAAGUAUUUUGAUA
Spodoptera litura is the source of this 1929-nucleotide messenger RNA. RefSeq lists its product as uncharacterized. Gene Ontology annotation, molecular function: RNA polymerase II transcription regulatory region sequence-specific DNA binding; zinc ion binding; DNA-binding transcription factor activity, RNA polymerase II-specific. NCBI's taxonomy places the organism in Eukaryota, Metazoa, Arthropoda, Insecta, Lepidoptera, Noctuidae. The record is from RefSeq and is a predicted model, not a curated record. Gene Ontology annotation, biological process: embryo development; regulation of transcription by RNA polymerase II. Gene Ontology annotation, cellular component: nucleus.